Messenger RNA from Chinchilla lanigera (long-tailed chinchilla), 4567 nucleotides. RefSeq names its product fucosyltransferase 9 (alpha (1,3) fucosyltransferase) (gene Fut9). Bases 335 to 1414 code for a protein of 359 amino acids. NCBI's taxonomy places the organism in Eukaryota, Metazoa, Chordata, Mammalia, Rodentia, Chinchillidae. The transcript has 3 exons. Gene Ontology annotation, cellular component: membrane. The record is from RefSeq and is a predicted model, not a curated record. Gene Ontology annotation, molecular function: alpha-(1->3)-fucosyltransferase activity.
UCGCCGCUUCAGCGGAGCCGGAGAUGGGCAGAGAGCGCGCGCCGCGCCGCAGCUCCGGACCCUCCGCUCUCCCCGCCCUCCGCUCCCUGGGCCCCCGCCGCCGCCGCGGUCGCCGCCUGGGUGUCCCCCGACUGCGGUGCCGCUCCUAGGACGGCGCCCCGCCGCUCCCGGCCCUGCCUGCCGCCUGCGCCGCGCAGCCCUCGCGCGCGCCCCGGGUGGCGCUUUCCCUCCGGACCGAUUUAGAAUGUGAUAACUCAAGCAUUUGAUAACAGAGUGGAAUAGUUUAACAACUAUCUAUGUGCUUCCCAUGAUAUGUGCUCUGUAUUAAAAAAUUAUGACAUCAACAUCCAAAGGAAUCCUCCGGCCAUUUUUAAUUGUCUGCGUUAUUCUAGGCUGCUUCAUGGCGUGUCUGCUUAUUUACAUCAAGCCCACCAGCAGCUGGAUCCUCAGUCCAAUGGAAUCUGCCAGCUCAGUGCUGAAAAUGAAAAAUUUCUUCUCCUCCAAAACCGAUUACUUUAAUGAAACUACUAUUUUGGUGUGGGUGUGGCCAUUUGGGCAAACCUUUGACCUCACAUCCUGCCAAGCCAUGUUCAACAUCCAAGGAUGUCACCUCACAACAGACCGGACACUGUACAACAAAUCACAUGCAGUCUUGAUACACCACCGAGACAUCAGUUGGGAUCUGACUAAUUUACCUCAGCAAGCUAGGCCUCCCUUCCAGAAAUGGAUUUGGAUGAAUCUGGAAUCACCGACUCACACCCCCCAAAAGAGUGGCAUUGAGCAUCUGUUCAACCUGACUCUAACCUACCGCCGAGACUCGGAUAUCCAAGUGCCUUAUGGCUUCUUGACAGUAAGCACAAACCCAUUCGUAUUUGAGGUGCCCAGCAAAGAGAAGUUGGUGUGUUGGGUUGUGAGUAACUGGAACCCUGAGCACGCCAGGGUCAAGUAUUACAAUGAGCUGAGCAAAAGUAUUGAAAUCCACACCUAUGGUCAAGCGUUUGGAGAAUAUGUGAAUGAUAAGAACUUGAUUCCUACCAUAUCUACUUGUAAAUUCUAUCUCUCUUUUGAAAACUCAAUCCACAAAGAUUACAUAACAGAAAAGCUCUAUAAUGCUUUCUUGGCUGGAUCUGUACCUGUUGUUCUGGGACCAUCCAGGGAAAACUAUGAGAAUUAUAUUCCAGCAGAUUCAUUCAUACAUGUGGAAGAUUAUAACUCUCCCAGUGAGCUAGCAAAGUACUUAAAGGAAGUCGACAAAAACAAUAAGUUAUAUCUUAGCUACUUUAACUGGAGGAAGGAUUUUACUGUAAAUCUUCCACGAUUUUGGGAAUCACAUGCAUGCUUGGCUUGUGAUCAUGUAAAAAGGCAUCAAGAAUAUAAGUCUGUUGGUAAUUUAGAGAAGUGGUUUUGGAAUUAACUUUUUCCAUCAUUUGAACAUUUAGCAAAAUAUUUUGAUGAGAUAUCAUCCAAAUAUUGAGGUUGAGAAGAGAAACAAUACUCUGAUUUUGUGUCACAGUUUAUUUUUAUCACCCUCUCAUGGGUAAUGUGUAUAUUUUGAUGGAGAUGGAGGUUUUUAAGAGCUCACAUUACCAAUCCUUCCAUUUGGUUUUAAAUUAUCCUGUAUAUACCCAAUUAUGUGCGCUGAAAAAUAAUUUAUUCUUCAUUAUCAUUUAUAAACAUCCUUGUUCACAUUUGUGUAGCUGUCUGUAAGUUGAUUCUACUGUUCUUUCUACACUGAUCAGCUUCUCAAUUUAUUUGGGAAAUGAAGAUGCACAACUCACAUUUUAAAGUAUGAAAGAUUUUUACUAAAUAUUACAAUCUAUAAUUCCAACUUUGCAUAGUGUUAACAAAGGAAAAAAUGUACCAUAAUUGCAUUCUGACCUAUUUGACUUCAGAACUGAGCAGUGUAUAACUAUUUUAUCUAUUUUGUACCUGUUUACCACAUUGGUGAAGGUAGAAUGAUUUGUGCAGUGGGAAGAUGUGAAGCAUAACUUCUAUUCAGGAAGUUAUUAUGUUUCACAUUUAUUUUCAUUAAGCUACCUUGCAAAAGCAACCAAUUAUUCAUAUGGUCUUAAAGUAUUCAAGAAUUCCUACAUAUCUAAUUUGUUGUGAUUUUCAGUACCUGGGAAAUAAUGCUAAUAACCCUUAAAAGAAUGUAGGAUAGUUCUCAAUCUUAAUAAUAUUCAUUGUAAUAAUAAAUGAUUUCCUCAAAUACCAAUGAAAGGGAUACCUAUAGGUACAAGUUGUAUUUAUAAAUGGUACUAUUUAUUUAUAAAUCCUAAUUACUUAUCAAUUUAAAAUAUUUUGGGGCCCUAGUAUUUUAAGCAGUUUUAUUUUGCCAUAUAGACUAAUAAAUACACAUGACACUCAAAAAAUCCAUCCUAUCAUUUAAAAGUAAACGAAUAAAAUUGUCAUUGAUAUGUUGUUUUUUGCUUUUUUUUUCAUACCAGGAAUCAAAUUCAAAACCUCAUGCUUUCCAGGAAGGCGCUUGGGCCACUGAGCUAUAUCCCCAGCCCAGUAUGAUCUAUAGGAAACACACAAUGCUAGGAUUUAAUGAAUAAUUUUUGAAUGAAUAAAUAAAUGGCGCUGAAAAUCAUGAUAAAUUUUUGGUUUGUCUCAAUGAAGUGACAGCUGUAGCCAGGAGAUACCAAUUGGAGAUGAUGUUUUUUUAUUACAUUUUAGUUAUUAUCCAUACAUAACACAUAUAACUUGGGUCUUCAGAGCUUUGCAGAACCAACGUAACCUAGCAUAGCAUGACAUUUUUGGAGAAUUUUCAUCUACCUACAGAAUUUCUCCUCCAUAGGUUAAAGAAAGGGAAAUCUGGAUAUAAGAAAAAAAAUCGUAAGAAAAACCAGGUGAUGAAGAUUUUUUAAGGAAAGCAUUUUCCAAAAGAAUUACUAAUGCCUUUAUUCCACUUUUGCCAAAAACCAUCAAAUUUAUUAGCCUGUUCUGAUUGCAUCAACUUGGCUCUAGUUUGUGCUUAUUUUAAUAAUCCUAUUAUAUAUUGACAUCAGUUUAACUGAGACACAAUCUUCUACACUUGAUCAAAUGUAGAGAGAUAAAUUUCAGUUCAGUAGGAAGGAAGUAUCUCUAACAAUCAAGACUGAGUUGUGGGAGAAUAAGUUUUCCUAGCACUGGAAGGAUUUGAACAAAAGAAAAUUCCUGAACUGAAUAGAGGAUUGUUUGAUCCUCACGUUCAUUUCCUUGGCAUAAUUACAAGAAGGCUGUGUCCGUCAGUUCCCUAACAAAGAUGAAGAAUGAAAGGUGCUAUCACUGCCUUAAAGGAGUUUACAAGCAGUAGAAAGACAUAGGAAAGUUUCCCUUCAGCCUAAAUCUGUGUUUAUGUACAUAUUACCUGCCAUAGAGUUACUGUUCAUUUAAUGAAGUAAAAGGUAGCAAAUUUCCCCAAUUGUUCAGCUCCUUGACAUGCUUCUGAGCUGCAAACUUCAUCUACUCUUUUGAUCCAACAUAGAUUAGCUCUGUAUUGCCUCUUCUACCCACACUUCAUUUCCUUUGUCCAUCAAGGAAUAAAAUGUCUUCAUGGAUGACCUCAUAGAUGAAUAAAGAUCUCACUCACAUUUACUUUAUUGUCAUAGUAGUCAAACUCAUAAUUUAUGUUUAUUUGUCAUUUUUAAUCAAAAAGUUAGGAUCUAAAUAAUAUGCAUUGCUAACAAAUUAAGAAGGUACUUCCUUUCUCUGAAAGCUGAAAAGUAUUUUGCUCUACUUUUACUGAAGUGAACAAUGAUUAUUUCAAAUUACUGAAAGCCAUGAGGAUUACCUCUAUUAUUGACUAUUAAUUUGAGCUCUUUCUUGGAUUGCAAGUAUAAUUAUAUGCUGAUAAUAUGACCCAAGCCAAGUAUAUAAGGGCAUAACUGGUACAUCUCUGUGUUGAAACCCAUUACCCAUCCAAGAAUAAUAUACUUUCAAAUUGUAAAUACCAAACCAGUAUGUCAACUGAAUCAUUCAGUUCUAUCUCUAUUAAUCUUGAGUUUUAGGGCUAGAAGAAAUAUAUCAGGUUUAUAAAUCAAUUUUUUCUACUGAGUUAACAAGGUCCAGAGAUGACAUUUAUUUAAGACAUAUAUUCACACAUAUGCAUACAGACAUCUAAAUAUAGUUACAGUAGUUAAGAUCAGAAUGUAAGGCUCCUAUCUCUCCAUCAUUCCCAACUCAUAAAAGAAGUAUUUCUGAAUUUCUAUAAAUGUGAAUGUCUUAUUGGCAUUAUCUAGGAUCUUUAGAAUGGUACAUUCUGUAGAAGAACUUCAAAUUUGAAAAUAUUCAAUAAAUAAUCAAAUUUGUUAGCAUUCUUUUUGGUUUAAAGAUUUUAAGAGUUGAGUUUUAUUAGAAGAAAAUGAGUUUUCACUGUAUUUAAGUGAAAUAAAACCAUUAAGUAUAUGGUUCUCUACCAGUCCUUUAAUAAACCCUGGGGAUUACAAUGCUUUGUGAGGAUUUUUCAUAAGAAAGUCAUAUUAAUUCAAUAAAACUGGCUUGCUAUUGAUUAUAAAAAAAGAAUAAUUUUGCCUGUGAAUAAAUUGUGGAAAUAAAAAGAAAAUAGACCACUUAAAAUAUUUUA